CUACAUACUAGUUACAUGCUACGAAAGCAUCGUCGAUCUAAAAGAAGUCCGCGACAAAGACGUCAUGGGGUGGCCCCCAGGCAAAAGGAAAUCGAAUGUCUGGAAUCCUCGUCGAAGCCUCGAACUUCGCCCAGGGUGGUGGUAUCCACCGCCCCUGCCAGGGGCGAAAUUCAAGGACAAAAAGACGAGGCAGCAAACCAGGUGAUUCGUCAUUCUAGUGACACUCUCACGAUGGGGGAUGAGUAAGUGUUUCAAUUGGGUUUGGGGGAUGAUUCUGAUAGGAGAGUUGCUAUGCUGAUAGCCUGAGCCUGAGCCCUGGAGCCUGAAGGGGAAUGGGAGUCAGAGAGCCUGGGAAACAAAG
Aspergillus neoniger CBS 115656 is the source of this 361-nucleotide messenger RNA. RefSeq lists its product as uncharacterized. The transcript has a single exon. Bases 16 to 246 code for a protein of 76 amino acids. The record is from RefSeq and is a predicted model, not a curated record. NCBI's taxonomy places the organism in Eukaryota, Fungi, Ascomycota, Eurotiomycetes, Eurotiales, Aspergillaceae.